Messenger RNA from Lactuca virosa, 2367 nucleotides. Lineage: Eukaryota; Viridiplantae; Streptophyta; Magnoliopsida; Asterales; Asteraceae. The record is from the annotation of a GenBank genome assembly.
AUGGUGGAAGGCGGUCCACCAGUUGCAUUUUUUGAAGAUAACACAGUUUCUCGUAAACCUGGCAAAAAAAUAGACUUUGAUAGUGAAGUAUUAAAGGCUCACGCAAAACACUUGGAAGACUCUCAUGAUCAACUUCUACAAUCCACGUUAGACGAAGGAGCUUACAACAAGCUUUAUAGUUACAAACACAUUGUCAAUGGCUUUUCUGUCCAUACCACCCCUACCCAGGCCAAGAAGUUAAAGAAUGCACCAGGAGUUAAGUUCAUAGAAAAAGAUAGAGGAGUGAAAAUGAUGACAACUUAUACCCCUAACUUUUUAGGGUUACCACAACGAGUUUGGACAACUGAAGGAGGCGAUAGCAAUGCAGGUGAAGGGAUUGUUAUUGGUCUUGUUGACACCGGUAUUAAUCCGUUUCACCCAAGCUUCGCAUAUGAUCCCUGGAACGGGUACCCGAGGAACCGGAUUCAGUUCCCAGGGGUCUGUGAUGUGGGGCCUCAUUUUCCAAAGAGUUCGUGCAAUGGGAAGAUAGUUUCAGCUAGAUUUUUUGCAGCUGGAGCACAAGCGACUGGCAAAUUAAAUGCCUCAAUCGAUAUCUUGUCCCCCUAUGACUCGGUUGGACAUGGAAGUCAUACAGCAUCAACUGCUGCUGGUAACCAUGGAGUUCCAGUGGUUGUCAAAGGAUCCUACUAUGGAAGAGCUAGUGGGAUGGCGCCACGUGCACGAAUUGCUGUUUAUAAAGCUAUAUAUCCGAGUAUAGGAACUAGAACAGAUGUUAUUGCAGCAAUGGAUCAAGCAAUAAAAGAUGGAGUUGAUAUCUUGUCACUUUCAAUAGGGCCAGAUGAACCACCAGAGAAAACGAUUACUAUGUUAAGCAUGUUUGAUAUCUUUAUGUUGUUCGCCCACAAAGCUGGAAUUUUCGUGGUUCAAGCAGCUGGUAACCGCGGUCCAGGCCCAUACUCGACCGUCUCAUACAGCCCGUGGGUCGUAGGUGUGGCUUCAUGUGACACCGAUAGAACCUACCCCGACUCUCUUGUUCUUGGAAAUGGCCAAAGAUUCAAUGGCAUCGGAUUAUCAGGACCAAGCUUUGGAGCAGGGUUGCUAAAAUAUAAGUUGGUGUUGGCAAAAGAUGCAGUAGUGGCAAAUGGAAAUUUUCCGAGGACCCCACAAUACAUAGACGAGUGCCAACAUCCUGAGGCAUUUGAUCCCGUAAUUGUACGACAAAGUGUUGUUAUAUGCAUGUUUUCAACAGGGUUUAGCAACGGAACUUCAACUCUAAAAGAAAUUACCAACACCGGGAGGGCCCUAGGGUUUAUAGGUUUUGUGUUUGCUGCUAAUCCUAGUUAUGGUGAUUUUAUAGCUGAGCCAUAUCCAUUCUCUAUUCCUGGAAUAGUGAUUCCAAAAGCUAACGAUACACAGAUGAUAAUGGAUUACUACGAGAAGAAAACCGAAAGAAAUAAUAAAGGAGUUGCAACAGCUUAUCAUGGAAGAGCGGCUAUAGGAGAAGGUAGAUUUGCUGAGUAUAACACAAAAGCUCCAAUUGUGAGCAGAUCUUCUUCGAGAGGACCUAAUUUUAUCGAUAUAAAACGGAACCCGAUAGAUUUGUUGAAGCCCGAUAUUUUAGCUCCUGGGCACUCGAUUUGGGCAGCUUGGAGCCCAAUGAGCGUGAAAACUCCGAUACUCGAGGGUUGUAACUUUGGAUUGAUAUCUGGUACAAGUAUGGCAACGCCUCACAUUGCUGGUGUGGCAGCAUUGAUCAAGCAACGACAUCCUUCAUGGUCACCAUCAAUGAUUGCUUCCGCCAUGGCAACAACCGCCACUACAUGUGAUAACCGAGGGGAACCAAUAAUGGCCCAAGGUCGGGAAAUGUAUAAAUUGCAUCGUUCUACGCCUUUUGAUCAUGGCGCGGGUCUUGUUAGUGCCACCAAUGCUCUUGAUCCAGGGCUGGUUUUUACAUCAGGGUUUGAUGACUAUAUGAGUUUCUUGUGCUCGAUUCCAAACACCGAUCCAGAUUUCAUCAAAACCACAAUCGGUGAACCAUGCUCACACUCCUUCCGUUUACCAUCAGAUCUAAAUGUCCCUUCGGUCACAAUUUCAUCACUCAAGGGAUCACAAUUAGUUAGAAGAACAGUCAAGAAUGUUGCCAACGAGGUAGAGACAUACGUUUAUGCAGUGGUUCCGCCCCAUGGAGUGGCAAUCGAAUUAAAUCCACCAUGGUUCACCAUAGUUCCACAAGGCACCCAAGAUUUGGAAGUCAAACUCAUCGUUACACAAACAAAUGAUUCAUUUAGCCAUGGUGAGAUUAUUUUAACAGGAAGCUUGAAACACAUAGUAAGAAUACCCAUUUCGGUAUUACCUAUCUCAAUGUAA